Rhinolophus ferrumequinum (greater horseshoe bat) is the source of this 9929-nucleotide messenger RNA. It is a transcript of the gene DAPK2, whose product is annotated as death associated protein kinase 2. The coding region runs from base 301 to 1767 and encodes 488 amino acids. Gene Ontology annotation, cellular component: cytoplasm; nucleus. Gene Ontology annotation, biological process: protein phosphorylation; intracellular signal transduction; positive regulation of apoptotic process. The transcript has 11 exons. Gene Ontology annotation, molecular function: protein serine/threonine kinase activity; ATP binding. NCBI's taxonomy places the organism in Eukaryota, Metazoa, Chordata, Mammalia, Chiroptera, Rhinolophidae. The record is from RefSeq and is a predicted model, not a curated record.
CCGCGGUGGUUCGGCGGGCGGGCGCCCGGCGGCUGGGAGGAGAGCCGAGCGGAGCGCCGCGCACCCCACUGCGCACCCGGUGCCCACGGGCCCACGGCGCCCACCGCAGCGGAGCCUUCUGCAUGCACCGGAAUUUCCUGAGAACAAGUUGCUGAAGUUGCCACGGCUCUGUUUCUCUGAUUGUUCAGAGCAGAUCUGAAGACGUCAGGAGUGCUCUUUUUCUGUCUCCUUCACACAUUUGAAUUCAUCUAAAUCAAAUAAGAACCAUACAGUGUCAUUUGGUCACAGUUUCAGGGCUGUAUGCUCCAGGUCUCAAUGAGGAGCCCAAACAUGGAGACGUUCAAGCAACAGAAGGUAGAGGACUUUUAUGACAUCGGAGAGGAGCUGGGAAGCGGCCAGUUUGCCAUUGUGAAGAAGUGCCGGGAGAAGAGCACCGGGCUGGAGUACGCAGCCAAGUUCAUCAAGAAGCGCCAGAGCCGGGCCAGCCGGCGGGGCGUGAGUCGCGAGGAGAUCCAGCGGGAGGUGAGCAUCCUGCGGCAGGUGCUGCACCCCAACGUCAUCACGCUGCACGAUGUCUUCGAGAACCGCACCGACGUGGUGCUCAUCCUGGAGCUAGUGUCCGGAGGAGAGCUGUUUGACUUCCUGGCCCAGAAGGAGUCGCUGAGUGAGGAGGAAGCCACCAGCUUCAUCAAGCAGAUCCUGGAUGGGGUGAACUACCUUCACGCCAAGAAAAUUGCUCACUUUGAUCUCAAGCCAGAAAACAUUAUGUUGUUGGACAAGAAUAUUCCCAUUCCACACAUCAAGCUGAUUGACUUUGGCCUGGCUCACGAAAUAGAAGAUGGAGUUGAAUUUAAGAAUAUUUUUGGCACGCCAGAAUUUGUUGCUCCAGAAAUUGUGAACUAUGAGCCCCUGGGCCUGGAGGCUGACAUGUGGAGCAUAGGCGUCAUCACCUACAUCCUCCUAAGUGGAGCAUCCCCUUUCCUGGGAGACACGAAGCAGGAAACGCUGGCAAACAUCACAGCAGUGAGUUAUGACUUUGACGAGGAAUUUUUCAGCCAGACCAGCGAGCUGGCCAAAGACUUCAUUCGGAAGCUUCUGGUUAAAGACACCCGGAAACGGCUCACAAUCCAAGAGGCUCUCAGACACCCCUGGAUCAUGUCCAAAGGGGAAGUCAGAGCCCCGGAACAACGGAAGGCAGAGCCCACCCAGCUGAAGACCAAGCGCCUGAGAGAGUACACCCUCAAAUGCCACUCAAGCAUGCCCCCCAAUAACACCUAUGUCAACUUCGAGCGUUUUGCUCGUGCGGUAGAGGACGUGGCUCGGGUAGACCAGGGAUGCUGUGCCCUGUCAGGGGCCCAUGACACCCUCCAGGAUGAUGUAGAGGCCCUGGUCUCCAUCUUCAACGAGAAGGAAGCUUGGUACCGAGAGGAGAGCGAGAGUGCCCGGCACGACCUGUCGCAGCUGAGGUAUGAGUUCCGCAAAGUGGAGUCCUUGAAGAAGCUCCUGGGAGAAGACAUCCAGGCUACAGGGUCCAGCCUCGGAAGCAUGGCCAGGAAAUUGGACCAUCUGCAGGCGCAAUUUGAAGCCCUGAGGCAGGAGCUGUCAGCAGACCUACAGUGGAUCCAGGAACUGGUGGGCAGCUUCCAGCUGGAGAGUGGGAGCACAGAUGGCCGGGGCUCCGUGUUCCGCUGGGACGCCAGUGAGUCCCUAGUGGAGCUGCUCAACAGAUCAGGCAGCAAGGAAGUCUUGGCUGGCUUGAAGCUCUGAGCCCUGGAAUCUAGUCAGUAAUGCAUCCUGGGUGGCUUGCAGAAGCAUGUUCCCAAUUGCCCUGCUGGGCAUCGGCUCGAAUGAUCCUGCAGGAAUGUGUGUCCGUAGCAUAGCCUUGUACCACCUGCACAGAAUCCAGCAUCACGGAGGUGCUAGCUAGCUAUUCAUUCUGCACCUCCUCUCUCCAACCUGUUUUUUUUGGGAGGGUGGAGCUGGCAGGGCAGCCAAGCUGUUAAAACGAUUGAGGGUGAAUACCUUUUACGGAUCCUUCUCCUGAGGGAGGAUGACUGGUCCCGAGGAGAUGCUUGAUAACUGAUUUGUGAUGAUGGACUUGUGCAUAUCUCACCCCACCUACAUGCCUUAUGGAUUGCAGAUCUUGGGCAAUAUUUGAGCUAACUAGGGAUAACAGUAAGUCAGUUUGGUGCUUUCCUUCUGCAAAAGGAGGGAUUUAAAACGCACAGAGAAAAUAUUACUUUUCAUUUGCAUGGACAUCACUUACCAAGCAAUUGUCUUUGAUCCUUAAAAGAACUCUGUGAGACAGGAAGGUGGGAGGUGUUACUAUUGUUGUUAGUGUUGUUUUCAUUCAUGUAACUGAUGAGGAAAUUGACUCUGAGAGAGAAAAUGACUUACCCAGGGUCAUUUAUAGCUAGUUGACACAGAUGAAACAGAAACUGAGGAUGCCCCACUCUAAGAUGAGACACCUGGGAAGAAAUCGUGAGGCUUUGCUGUAAAUAUCCACCUUAAUAUUCAGAGGCAAAGUAAGCAGCUUCACGUAUUCUGCCAGGUAUAGGUGGAAUGCCUCACACCUUCACACGAUGGUCCCUAGAAGUGUGUCCUAGAAGCACAGCCCAGUGCCUGUCUGAAGAUCAGCCCGCAGAGCAGGAGGGGAGAGGCAACAUCUCACCUGUCUCCAGCUUUCUGGCUAAGGGCUCCGACCUUGUGUUGGGAAUGAAAACCAAAAGGGACUCAAUAAGAAGGUUCCUUUUCUUAUGCAUCGAGGGCACAGGGCCCUGAAAUUCCGAGAAACUCCAUGAGAGUUUAUGAAGAGGGUGGACGUUAAGACUGGGAAGCACAAGGCUCGGUGGUCACUUCAUAACCCCAGGCUUUGCGUACCCCUCCUGGGGACUGGAGGAUCUCAUCAUCCUUUCCCUGGAGGAGGGGCCAGUCGACCAGCUCACAUAGACAGAGCCUGGAGUGUGGCUGCAGCGCUGCGCUAGAAUCACGGGGGUGGGGGAACAGAUGUAUCAUUUCAAAGUGUCUUCACAGACUCACAAAACACCCUUGUCAGAUAGGCGGGGUAAACGUCAUUCACAAUUUGGAGAUGAGGAAACAGGAUGUGAUUUGCCCAAGGUCAUAAUGGCAAAAUUGGAGGUCUCCUGAUGAUAAGUCUGUUGUUCUUUCUGCUUCUCCUAACUGCCCCAGGCUCCAGGAGUUUACUCUCUGCUGCUGGGGCAGGUUAUACCCAGAUUCAUCCAUCCAUCCAUCCAUCCAUCCAUCCAUCCAUCCAUCCAUCCAUCCACAAAUAAUUUCUAAACAACUACCGACUGUCAGGUACUCGGCUUGGCACUGGGGGUACAAAGUUGAGUGAAAACAGCCAUGUUUCCUGCUUUAAUGGAGUUCUCAGUCCAGUGAAGGAUUCCAGCAUUAAUUAAGAACAAUCUAGAAAUGUAGAAGUGCAGCUGGGACAUACGCUAUGAAAGAGAAGUAUGCAGUACUGCAAGAGCAUGAUCUAGUCAGGAAUGAGGUCCCUGCGGUGAUGACGCUAGAGCUGAGAUCAGCUAGGCAAAUGGGGAGAAAUAAUUGCUCCCUACAAAGCUGUCAUGCCAGGGCUCUGUGGGCAGGGGAAUGGGAGGCUGACCCUGUACAGAUAGAAGGAAAGCUGGAGGGGAGAGAAGAAGAGUGUGGUGUAGAUGUGGCUGGAGAGGAGGCAGGACCGGCAGGGCUUUACCAUAUUAAAGAGCUCUGCCUUUAUCCCAAGAGUCAUGGGAGCCAUGACGAAUGACAGGUGCUGGGGCUGGGGGGUGGUGGUGGUGAGGGGUUUUGCCCAGUGAGCAGCACAGACAGGAAGUGGUUUAGGAUGAGACAUGAGAUUUUGAUCCCAUGAAACCAUUUCUACCUCCUUUUAGCAUGCUGGAUCAUUUCAAAUAUCAUAUAUAAUAUUUGUAACAGAAUUUUUUCUCAUCAAAUAUAAGAAACCAUAUUUUCAUCAAAUAUAAGAAGCAUCAUUAUUUUAUGUAUGAAAAAUAAGAAAGAUAAAAAGCCCAAGAUGGGAAGUUCAAUAGGAGAUGCCACACACAAAGCUGGGACAUUUUCACUGAGAGGAUAAGUGAGAAAUAAAGCCACCAGGAGAAAAGGAAGACAAGGGAACAUGCAUAUACCAACCUUGACACUAGGUGGCAGGAUGAAAAAUCAUCCCCUGAGAAUAGGAGCCCCAGGUUAGUGGUCCUCAUGCGGGUUUGCCUUCUGAAUUUGCACAAUCAGCGUGACCCAAAAGAACCUCAAGCAGAGGAUCUAAUGUCAAACAGUCUGAGGCUGGCUGGUCCCUGGUGGCUGGCAGAAGCAGUGGGUCCUCUCUCGGAACACCUGCCUUCUCUUCAGACCUAUAGUAAGGAUAUGAUGUCAUCGAUUGGGAGACAAGUCCUGACUUCAGAGAUCCAAAAAAAUGUGCAUCUUGGAAUCGGUGGAAGAUGGCAAAGCUGUUUCCUAUGCCCUGCCUGGGAGAAUUGACCCAAAUGACCCAUCUAUGAUCUCCAAGAACCUACCGCUUUGUCAUGGGACACAAUGUACUCAUUUGGCAGGAGAAACGGCAAAUACGAGUAGACCUUGACCUCAUACAGCCAGAUUUCCUACGGAAAGGGAACGUCCCGAUUGAGCAACUCAGGGGAAACUUUCUUGUGAAGGUCGAAAUAAAAUGCAAUAUAGGAGUAAGGUGUGGAUGAUGAUUUGAAUUAGGGAGACUGAGAAGAGGGAGGGAGAAGUGCUUAUUUUAGGAUUGUGGACAUCAGCCACACACUGUCUGUGCUGGGAGGUCCUCAGAGGUAAACCACCAGACACCCUCACUUUGUAGCAUUUGAUGGGACAGGAUUUGUCUAAAGGCACCAAGCUAGCGGGAACCAUAAGAGACUUUCAAUGGACUCAUCCUCUCUGUGUUCACAUCCAGUUGUUAAUGACUUGUCAUUUAGCUGUUUUAUAAACAGAUCGUUUUCUGUACUGAAUUUCCAAAGACAAAUUGAAGUGAACUGAAAAAGGCCCUCAAGUCUUUCAGGGAAACCAGAGAAGACUGUGGCCUUCCUCUGUCACCUGGCCAGUCCAAUUCCUGUCACCCUUUGGCAUCAGAACCUGGUGCUGAGGGGAGCCCAAGGAGGCCUUUGAGAGCUCAGCCAGAGGCCUGCAGAACUCCUCUCCACAUGCCCACCACUGGCAUUUUAACAGCAGGCUCAAGGCAGGCAGUGAGGCUGAUGGUCCCAGGUGUCCAUGGCACUGGUCCCUACAGGGAGGUAGGCCUGGGGGCACUGCUUUGUGGGCAGGCCCACCUGCUGUCAGAGUUUUCAUUCACCAGCCUGUGAAUGAAAGGUCGGCCUCUGGGCCCUAUGCAAACACCAUCCUGAGCUGUUGGGAAAGGGAGGGUGAGUGUGUGACAUCUUCCUGAAUAAUGCUUCCCAAGGAAGCUGGAGAGUUGGUGCCUGGGGAAGGCAGCAGCCUGUCCCUUCUCUGAAGCACGUGCACAUGAUGACUCCGCUUUGCUUUGGGAAUCAUGGCGAUGGCAUGGUACCUGGUGGGGCAGAUCAACAAGGACAGGAGAAGCCAGAGUCUCCUCCAUGCACCCCCUCCCCACACCACCCACCCUCCCCCUCAGGUGGUGACGAACAUGGUGUCUUCCCACCUCACUCCAUCCAUCACCCAGCGCAGUCGGCCCAUGUGGGAGGUGGCUGUGUGCCCAGGUACCACCCCCGCUGUCGGCCUCUGUAAAUGCCUGUGGAGCUGAAUGGCCUUUUCUCCUUUGUCUGCAAAACUUGGCCUUUGGAGAAGACUCUGCCUUGAAAGGAGACUCUGCAAUGAGCAUAUUUGAGGAGCAGAAGGGGCCAGUUCAGUUGACCAAACACUGAUUGUGCUCUGGCUCUGGAGAGGUGACAGAUAAGGACAAGACAACCCCUAAAUAAAAGACUCAGUGUCUGGGGCAGAGACGGACCCGACCAAGUGAGAGAUGGGAAAGGCUGUGGUAAGUGGUAAAAUAAGGGUACCUAAUAGUCCCGACAACAGGAGAGAGAGGAAUUUGGAUGGAGAAAGAGUAAGAGGGGUGCAGAGGGCAGAACCAUUCUCAGGGAAGGUCUCCCCUCAACACCCCACCCCAAAUGUAGCUUUGUGGAGAAAGUGCCACAUAGAAUUUGGAGGGAUAAACCCAGAUUUGGGUCAGAAACCUGGACUGUUGAGUGGAGAUUAAAGAGAAGAUGAUAGAGAUUAGAAAGAGAGAGUUUUUGUUUUUAAUUUUUUGUCAUAGGAAAUUUUCAAAACUUGCACAAAAGUAUGGAGAAUUGUAUAGUGAAUUCCCCACUUUCAACAGUGAGCAAGUCAUGGCCAGUCCUCUCUCAUUCAUCACCACUACUUUUUCUGGGAUAUUUUAAAGCAGACUUCAGACAUGGUUAAUUCAUAAAUUCUUCAGCAUGAAUCUCUGAUAAGGACUUUCUUUUUAAUAUUACCACUGUGCCAUGAUCACCCCUGACAAAAUCAAGAGUAAUUCCUUAAUAUCCUCUGGAAACACAUUCAAUGCUCACAUGUCCCCACUUUUCUCAAUGGUGUCCUGUUACAGUUGGUUUGUUCAAAUCAGGAUCCAAACACAGUCCACACGCGGCAUUGAUUGUUACGUCUCUCAAGUCACCUGUCUUCUGUAACAGUACAGGAGGGAGAGCUUUUGAAGCUUUUCCUGGGGGUGAAAAAUUGCUCAGAAAAAUGAAGGUCUCAGAGAGAUGAUUAAAAGUGAGAGUGUGUCCUUGCCAAGACCUAACUUGGAAAAGUGAGACCAACUCAGGCGAGGCAAAGGGCAUUCCUACCUCUUUCCAUUGGCUUGUUUGAUACAGGGACAACCUGCAGGGACACAUCCUCUGUACAGCUCUUCCCCGCCAUUUAUAAGGAGGCAGAGACUCAGGCACCUGUAAGCCUACGUGCUCCUCUGAGGAGGGGAGGUAAAGCCUGCAGGGCCCAGGCUCCAGCCAGUGAAACAACCAGCAAAAGGGAGAGAUGGAGGGGCCACCUCUAUUAAAGGAGAUUGGGGUGGAGGAGGAGCCAAGUGACAGACCUGGGCAGGAGGCGGUAGUGGGUGUUCAGGUGUUCCUGGCUUUCAGUGGAGGUUGGGGCUGGAGAAAUGGCACAGAUGGAGGUUUGAAAAAUUGCAAUCUAUUUGUAGUUUCUAAAGGAGGCCUGGUAUUUAGAGAAAAUCUUCUGGAGUGCCUCUUCUGAAAAGCCAGGGUUCCUUUUUUUUUCACGCCUGGGAGGAUGGCUGCUGCUUCAUCUCCUGGCUCUGUGGGUGUGCGUGCUGACCUAGCACACCCUGCUGGACUUUUUCAAAGGCAUUUAAAUCUGAAAACAAAACCUGAGUUCAGCCACAGCAUUCUGUCUUCUUGCCUACCUUCCUGACAUUUUUCUGAGACACCACACAUGCUCCUAGGAGCUUGGUCAGAAUUGCCCAGACUCUGUGGUGUUGCUGAAGGACCACAGACUGGAAGGUGGGCACUGUUUGUGUGCAGAAAGGUGGGGCUGGGGGUCAAGACAAGGCAUAACCUAGCUCCACCCCCCCUCACACUCCCAAUUUAAUCAAAAGUGUUAGUGCCACAUGCCUCCUGGGGACAGAUUUCACUGCACAAUUUACAUCUCUCUGACUUUCCAGGCUUCGAUGAGAACGUCAGCAUUUGGGGAGCCCUCUUAGCAACCAAGGAAGCCCAUCGAUUAGGAAAGGGCAGCCUGACAGAUUUAUAGCCUGGAUGACCUCUUCAGAGUUCAUGCUGCUUUGGGCAGCAGAGAGAUAGGGCCCUAGAAGUAAUUGCAUGAAUGGCCUCUGGGAAUGGUCCCACCUGAUAUUUCAUUUGGGCCUCUCUGCUCAGUGGCCGACACGGCUGGACCAGUUGGAAGGUGGGAUUCUCAUGAACCGACUCCCCUAGCCUGCAUGUCGACCUUCCACCCACAGGGUUUAGGCCAGGGUGCCAAUCAGUAAGUGGAUAAAAAGAGGUCCCUUUCCUCUCAGCGUCUUCUGAUUCAGCCUCAUCAAACUCUCCAAGAGAAGUGUAAGUGUCUCCUGCAAGGGUUAGACUCAAAGGUAAAUUGCAAACAUUAGUGAAGUUCAAAAUGUUCUGUGGGUUGGGGAGGCAGAAUAUCACCUUGGAAAGGAGAUACUAGUUGCUGGGAGAGGGAACUAACAAAAACCAAAUAAAAGCAGAAUAAAAUGUCAAUGACAUGCUGUGAAGAAGUAGGGUACAGGCACAGUGAGUUGUGUGGGGUAGUUGGAGAGCUAUUUUAUAUAAGGUGGUCAAGGAAGGCCUCUCUGAGGAGGUGACAUUUAAGCAAAGAUGUGAACAAAGUAACAAAGUGAAUAUGUGAAGGAGCAAGGCAAAUCCCUGAGACCGUGGGUAGGAUCAGCAAGCAGACCCACGACAGGAAGGAGAAAGGAAGGAAAUUAAGUUGGAGAAGGACUCAGAUGAUACAGGCCUUGGGGGUCUUGGUGGGCUUGUUGGGUUCCAUCACGAGUGCCAGGAAGCUGCUGGAAGGCACGGGCAGGCUCUGCCUUCUUUUGCGUCUCCCUUUGUGUAAGACCUGGACCCAGACCUGGGCUUGCAGUUGUGGCAGAGGAGGUGAGACCAAUUGAGGAAAGAACGGGGAGAGCUUGGCCUGGUGGUCCCCUCAGCACCCUCAUCCUUUUCUCUUCCCUCUCUGUCUUCCUCUUUCCCCUCUCCUCUUUCGUCCUGCACUCUUUGGACGAAACCAUUGUGUUCCAGUUUGGGAUGGUGAAUUGCCCCCUUGCUUUCUUAACUUCCGUCCAUGUCAAGGUUGUGUGCACUCUCUUCCCUGUUCCCUGACCCCUAGAACUCUGCUGACCCCCAGGCAGAGCCCUGGGGAGUCAUGCUGACACCCUUUCAUGGUAUCACGGUGGCUGGUCCAGGUGCCUGGCCUCUCUGGGAAGAGCGAGCAGGUCCCAGGUCCUAGGAUUUCAUUCCAGUUUGUCUCUUCAGCAGUCCAGGGAAACAAUUUAACCAUACAACUAUUAAGCACCCACUGUUGUGUGCUCUGGGUGGGGAGGAGGUGGGGCAGGGGACAUUGAAGACACGUGAAGGAAAUUCUUUCUGUGACCUCAAGUUGUUUUCUGCUAGUGAGACGACUCCACUGCAGAGCGGACCGAAAUAGGUGAUAUGUAUAAUAAGGGUUCUCACAUGUGUUUUGGUCUUGUCGGGGAGGGAGAUAUUAUUUCUUGGACAUUGUCCUGGAGGAGAUCACAUUUGAAUUGGGCUUUGAAACACAGAGAGGCUUUCCAAGGAGGAGGGGGGUUGGGUGGACAUGGAAAGGGCAUCCUGCGAGAACAUUGUAAGUCCAGAACAGGGUGGGCCAGCAAUGCACACUGGUUUCGCCUGGUGCCUGGCACCAUGGUGAAAAAUAAACAAAAAUGGAGGUGUGCUCCAAGUGUGGGGAAGAGACAAGACCAGCACCCAGGAACCGAGCUACCUCACUUAGCAUUCCCUGAGGUGCCACAUGAGGUGCCACAUUGCUGUGCGGAGGCUGUCAGCGUGGAGAGAAAAAUAGAGCUGGAUGGGACCUUAUAGACCGUCCUGGGCAGUUCAUUUUCUUGAGGUCGUGGAGUCCUUUGAGAAUCGGUGAAAGCUAUCGCCUCAGAAGAAAUGUAUAUCUGUACAUAUAUACAAUUUUUUUAUUGAGAUAUAAUUCACAUCCCAUAAAUGUACCAUUUCAAAGUGUGCAAUUCAGUGGGUUUUAGUAUAUUCACAAGAUUGUGCAACGAUCGUCACUGUCUAAUUUCAGGACAUUUCAUCACUCCAGAAAGAAACUUCACACCCCGUAGUAGGCGUUUCCCAUUCUCCCUCCUCUCUGUGCCCUGGCAGCUACUAAUCUUUCUGUCUCAAUGGAUCUACCUAUUCUGGACAUUUUAUGUAAACAGAAUCAUACAG